ACUAAACCAACUUUAAUCCACGUUCCUUUUUUCAUAAUCAUCUACUUUCAUACUUUUCGACCGUAACCAUAAUAAUAACCAUAACGAUAAUACUUGCGAUCUUUACUCCUUCAAGCUUUUUUUUAACUUUCUCCCCCCUUCCCUCUGUUCUGUUGGUUUCUCUUCUAUUAGGUGUUUCAAUAGUUUCUCGACUAUAAUCGAUCCGAGUCACACGAUACAGUUUUUUUACAUCCUGAAGUGAAUCACCGUAAUUUCGCGCCAGAUGGACGCGACCCGUCGUGUGACACUGCAAUUACAUGGAGACUCACGUAGAUGAGGGCACGCCUUUGAGCAACUAUCUCGAGGGCACAGGGGAAAGAGAGGAACCCGAGUGGCAAGAACCCGAAGACAAUCAUAAUUCAGACCGCGACGUCUCUCCACCCGGUAGCCCACCGCGAGAUUUCGCUCCGAGAGGCUUCGCUAGAGUCCGAAGGAGGUUUCGGGAGAACUUACCGAAACCCCUAUGUCUCGAUGUCAAUAAUUUCCCUUCGAGCAUCAGCCCACACGAACUCCGUAGCCAUGCGACCCCUAUCUUUGGCGUAAUACGACUCUUGCUAGAAGCAGUCACGUCUUCUAUCGAUCAUGCUCGCUCUAUCGGGUUUCUUGAACGGCUUCGCCUUGCUAUAGUUCAGUCCCAACUGCUAGAUAAUCCCUUAGUAUUGGGCAUCCAACCAUCGUCAGAUAACACCCUUUCGGAACCAACCGUCGAGCCAAGCUUCCAUGGCAUUACCGUUUCCGGCGCCGUUGCCGCGGCGGUAUUCGGCUUCGGUGCGGCGUCCAUUAUUCGAUGGUUUUCGAUCGUGGGAUUCGUACCGACAUGGAAACGAUUGUUAGUUUCUGCUGGAGUAGUAUCUCUGGUCUUUCUACUUGUCAGAGCAUAUGUGCGAAGGCAAAUUUUAAGGAAUAUCCAAAAGCAGGGGCUGGUUGAGGCAUCUAAAUUCUUUUCGCUCUCUCGAGAAUAUGACUGUGCGAAUAGCGCAGCACUUAACUUCAUAAUGGAGGUGGAACUAGUCGCUCGUGGAUACCGACUGAGCACACCUAUCCCGCCUAUUAGUCGACUAGAGAAUAACGGACAAAAUGUCAAGUGUCUCCAAUUAAGGAAAGCUCUUCGAAAUAGCUUGACCGAUGUUAUCUCCAAGUAUUACCAAAUAGCGUUUACAAUUUGGGCGUUUGCGGAGCAAACCGAACUUUUACAACUGCAGUCUCAAUAUCAGUUUACAGUCGCCGAUGUGGUGGACAGAUUUCAAGUAUUGUCAAAGACUGAUCCCGCCAACACCGAGAAGCUACAGCCUCUGAAGGAUGCUGCAUUCCUCUUCCACGAUAUCCGCAAGAUGUUCUUGAGUGGUUUGCUUGCUCUCCACACUGUUGGCAACGACUCGGAUCGACUUCGUUUCACGACGAUUUUGGAAUCUUUUAAGGAAUUAAACUCAAUUACGAGGCAAGCCUACACGCGGGUCAGAAGUAUUUUGGCUGAAAAUGACCUCCAAAUUCCGAAAACUCCGCGAAGUCCCGAAACUCCUGGUCAUGAUCGAAUGCGCCAUCAGGUCCGCAGAUUGAAUUCGAUGACCAUGAAUAUCCGAAGCGUGCAGGCCAAAUUGCAUCUCCUGCGCGAAGAGUCAUCUAAGGCUUUGAAUGAGGCUGAUGACAUUAGCGACCUCGGACCGUUAUUUAUGGCUCAGUAUGAAUCGAUAGGACAAGAUCUACGAGAUCUAAUGGAAGCAUGGCAGACUGGGAAAGCUUCGUUGGCGUCAGGUAUCGAUAGAAACGAGAAACGCCUAUCAUCUAUUGGCUCCGCCCUUAUGUCCCCGAUAAGUACGAUGAGUGGGCGAACCAUAGCUGAAGAGGACGAAAGCCCAGAUGACGAACCGGGAGUUGCCGAUGCAUUAAAGAAACUUAAUGGGGGUUCUUCACCACCGACAGAAUUAGAAAUGCCGGUUGAGACCGAAGUAUUCGAAGCCAUCUCGAUCCCUCGACCAAAGAGUUUGCUUACGCGAGAAGAGAGGAUAAUUAAGAUGAGGGAGGAUCGUAAAGCUAAAGAUUAUGCAAAGGCGAAGGCAGAAGCCCAAAGGCGCAUGAUGCGAGAGCUACAAGGGGUACUAGAAAGAAAACCCGGACGUGGCCGAGUCUCUCUCUAAUAUUUUUCAUUGCUACUUUGUAUCAUCUUCGACUUUCUUUUUCCGACUAACAGCAACAGACCAGCCUUAAGGCGUUUGAUAACGAGAAGAUUAUGAACUGGGUCAUUAUGGCGUACAUAUUUUGGGAUAGAGGUGGUGAUUCUGGUGUCUUGAAGUUUUCGUCUUCCACCAAUGGCGCUGUUGGGUUUUGCGUUUGCUUUUGCUUUUAUCACAUGGGACUAGGAGGCGACUGCAUAGUAGAGAGAGCUGGCCAUCCAUACGAUCUUUGCGUAUAAUGUUUUUCUUUUUGUCGUGGUUGGUUUUUCUAUGUCCUACCGUAUAUAUAUGUACAUCACUAUCUGCCUAUCCAGGUAUAUACAUACAUACAUAAUAAGUCUCAUUUUUGAGAAGAUAGGAUUUUUUGGACUUGAAAUAAAAUAAAAAUAGCAUGAUCCAUAUAU
Hypoxylon trugodes is the source of this 2614-nucleotide messenger RNA. RefSeq names its product Mysoin-binding motif of peroxisomes-domain-containing protein. The record is from RefSeq and is a predicted model, not a curated record. Gene Ontology annotation, cellular component: plasma membrane. NCBI's taxonomy places the organism in Eukaryota, Fungi, Ascomycota, Sordariomycetes, Xylariales, Hypoxylaceae. Gene Ontology annotation, molecular function: myosin binding. Gene Ontology annotation, biological process: cell-cell adhesion. The transcript is spliced from 4 exons. The coding region runs from base 297 to 2174 and encodes 625 amino acids.